AUAUUAUAACUUGAUUUAAGGCAUAGCACAGCGUAUGCGCACACAGUCUGCUUGAAAUGCUAAAUUCAUCCAUUCCUGCGUGAACAUAAUUUUUGUUACUUUUUAAAACAUUCCUGUGAGUUUAAAAAUAAGUAUAUAGUUUUAAUUUCUUUACCUCCAUUUUUAUUGUAUUGUCAAUAUGCUCUGUCUCGCUUCUCACCUUUUUUCAUGAAGAAUUCAUAUUUCUAAUCAAUAUUUAACUCCAAGCACACCGCCGGUAUUUGGGGGGAAAUGACGCGUGGCGCUUAACUUCGCGUAUUUUUGAAAACGCCCUGAAAAUGACUAAAAACAUCCCCUCAGAAAAAUCAACGAUCCUCACAUGUUACACUCUAAAUAUGUGCAUGAAAUUUCCAUAUAAGGAUAUCGUGACCUUUCCGAUCAUGACCCUGUAUUCUGCUUCCGUGGAAACCAAUUUAUGGUCACACCGCAGGCGAUUUUACCGUGUGGCUUGGAUUCUUCAUAUCUCCGGUAUUCAAGUGUAUUUCCGAAGAGUGAAGUACUUGUUACAUUUUUUAGGGAUGAUAUUAUUUUGUCCUGAAAAUGAGUGUAACUAGCAAGGAAAUGGCUUUGAAUUGAGCAAACCAAAUUUUGGUUCACGAUUUCGAGGUACUACGCGCUUGACUUCAAUCAUGGCAUCCGCUGACUUCAGCGCAGAACAUACACGAAUACUCCAACUCACCGGAUGGACUGCCGAUGAAAUUCACUCUCUUGUACACGAACGGAAAUGUCCUGAUCACUGGUGGGAGGACCCAAGGCCUACUUUUGGCUUAAUGGAAAUCAUCAGAAAAUGUGUUGAUGACACUGAGAGCUUGAGCUUCCGGAAAGACUUUGUUAAUAUUUUGAAGAGCAUGGGCAUCAAAGAACCUAACUGCACAUUACCUGGAAUCCUGUCCAAAGUGAAACGCAGUGCUUUAAAAGCAAUCAGUGCUGAUAACUUAGAAUCCCUAUGUGAAGAAUAUACAGACUUGUCUGGGUCUAAUCGUGUUAUUGGUUCAGCAUGUCAGCAAUUGGGAAUUACUCCUGGUUUGUUGAAAGAAGGAUGCAGUAAUUUACAAGGAGAUAUCUCAAAUGGAAUCAUUGUAGAGCUAUUUCAUUAUCGUAGACGAAAUUCCAUUCCUUGGAAGACUGUUCUUGAUGAGUGGUGGUGUGCACUUUUUCCAGAAAAAACUGGUGAAGUACCACAUAGAGGAACUGUUAUAAGUAGUUGGAAAAGUGUAGCCACAAGGAGGAUCAAAUUGUCCCGAGAUUCAUCAAGAGAAAGGUUGGAGGAAUUUUUAAGAACUCCCUACUGCUAUCCAACUAAAAGACCCAUCAAUGAAGAGCAACUGGAAGAUGACCAUCCUGAUGGAAAUGAGCCUCCCCUGACUACUAAAGAUGACAGUGAGCUUCCCCUGACUACUAUAGAUGACAGCAACGAGGACAUCGUGAGCACAUUUGAUGAUGCCACUAAGAAUAAAAGAAUAGUUAUGAAGAGGUACCAAGACAAGGUUAAGGAUAUGAAGAAGGAAAGGCAAGAGAUGAUGGACAGACAGCAACAAGCAAAAGAAGAAAAGAAGAGAAAAUCAGUAGCAACAGCAGUCAGAGCAACUGAGAUGGUAAACAAGUUGUGUGAUGGUCCUUGUACCUCCAGUGCUGAUGUGGAGUCCAUGAUGGCUAAGAAGGCUCCGUCUGAUCAAAGAAAGGCUCUGUUGGCACAGAUUGACUACUACAAGUCUGUUAACAAAGGAUUGGUCAAAGGUGCUUUGUUUUUUAAGUCAAAGGCUGGUAAACCCCUAAGCGCAUCUGACCUGUGUGACAACUUAAAAGAGAUAAUUCAGGUUGUUCAUUCAGCCCCCAUCGGUCAGUCAGAAGAUGCUGAAUCUGGUACAUCCUGCACAUUCCCUGAUAGUGACACUCUUCAAGAAGAAAGGAAGGCAUUAAGAGAGAAACUGCUAUCAAAAGUGACAGGGAGAAAGCGCAAAGAACCCUUUCCUGAAACUACCAUUUUACACAAAAGAAUUAAACACAAGUUUCUUCCUGAAGGUGGCAAACGUCUUGUCACAUACCAUGGCAGAGUGUUGAGAAAGAGUACUCAACAGGACAUUGAAGACUUGAUGGAAUGUAACGAUCAGGAAUAUUUCGACAAAGGUUAUACAUUUUACACCCUUGUGUAUGACAAUGACGAGAACCUGUACACAUAUCCUCUUGAGAAGGAAUGGGAAGAUAAUUGUCUGGAGCUCAUGUAAGAAAGGCAGCCAAAGUUAUUCAUUUGUACAAAGGAAAGAAAAAUGAUGUCUUAACUGAAAAUGAACUCUGCACAAGAGAUUUUGGCCCAAGUUCACUUCAGAGUUAUAGCAUUGAUUUGAGAAAGAUUACUUAUCAAUUCAUCAGGAUAUUGAAAUGAAUACUUAAUGGAUCACUAACCUUUAUUAUUUGGACAAAUUAUUUACAUAUCAGACUUCUAUGGUGGUUUGACAAUGCUUAGUAAUGGAACAUAUAUCUUCUGGAAUUCAGUAAUUCAUCCAUGUCGACAGAUAAAGAGGUAUGUGAAAUAAAUUUGCUAUCUUUUUUGUGUGUUUGAAAAGAAACUAUUCAUGCACACACCGAAAAUAAAUUUCGUUUUUACUCAAUGUAAUUGCAUUUAUUGCAUGAAUCCACCAAUUACAAUUAUGUUCAGGGAAUAACACUAAUGUACAAAUUAUUUUUACUCAGUACAUGUUUAUAGCUGCUCUUUUUGUAGUAAAUCAAGAUUACUUCAUCUUUUGCAAUACAUAAAAACAUUGAAUUGUAAUAUUUCCUGCCAUAUUGAGACACUAGUUUGUGGUACAUAUAAUAUGAAUGUCUUUCAAAAUUUUGUACCAGUCCACCAAUUAAUUUUUUACUCUUACAGUUUAUACAAACCUGCAAUCAAAAAUCUACCAGGCAGAUUUUGGAAAAUUCUAAUGAAACAGCAUCUGUUAUAUUAUUGUUGUGCUAAAAAAAAAACACAAGUUCAAUGAAUGAGGUAGAAUAUCUUAUGCAGACUGUCCAAUGGCUUUUACUAUGCCUUGAAUGCCCUCUUAUCCCUUCUCAUCAGGUUGUCCGCUCAUUUGUGUCUGGCUGCAGUUUCCCCUUUCUCGAUUUGAUUCCCUUGGCUGUUGCUCAUUGUCCUUGUCAUGACCUACUUGAAAUGGGAUGAAGAUUACAGUUAUUUUUUGUUAAAUUGUUUGAAGUCAGAAUUCAUAGAAAUGUAUUAAACAUCAAUGUUAUUAAAAAUUCAAUUUAUUAUGCUAAAAUUGGGAAUAUAUUAAAAUAUCUAAUGAAACAGCA
This is a messenger RNA of Lytechinus pictus (painted urchin), 3327 nucleotides long. RefSeq lists its product as uncharacterized. The record is from RefSeq and is a predicted model, not a curated record. Bases 669 to 2264 code for a protein of 531 amino acids. The transcript has 2 exons. Lineage: Eukaryota; Metazoa; Echinodermata; Echinoidea; Temnopleuroida; Toxopneustidae.